AUGCUCGAAUCGUAUGAUGGCGCGUCGUACCUGUCUCUUGGCACCCAGUGGUGGGACACCAAGAGGUGCGUAGACCCAUCAGAGGCCAAGGGCACGUGGGGCAUUCAGCGCAUGUUCUACCACUGGCCGCACAUCUACUGCCUCAAACCCGAGCUCUUCCCCAGAUCUGAGAUGUGCCUGGAUUACUACGGGCAUCGCAAGUACGCGAUCAACCUCGAAUACGUCUUACGAUUCGACUCCUAA
Messenger RNA from Closterium sp. NIES-65, 243 nucleotides. The record is from the annotation of a GenBank genome assembly. Lineage: Eukaryota; Viridiplantae; Streptophyta; Zygnematophyceae; Desmidiales; Closteriaceae.